AUGUGGAACGUGCUCACGGCGAUCUUUGUGACGCAAGUGCUCAUGGUGUGCGCGUACUGUGCUGCACUGGCAACUUUCCCGGAGCACUGGUGGACCUGCACCCUGUGCUUCGGCAUUCCUUUUUCUUACAUCGCCAUCCAGAACAUCUACAUCGACCACGAUGUGAUGCAUGGUGCAACCUUUCCGGUGUACGAAUGGCAGAAGUUCCUCACCCACCCCUUUGCUGACUUCUUUUCCCUGCCUUGGGAGGAGUUUGUGCUUGAGCACAACCGCCACCAUGCUAGCACAGUUGACUUGCUGAUCCAGGGAGAGUUUGGUUGGGAUCCUGAGGAGUUCCACUAUGCGCUUCAGCAGUGGGCAGGCCCCAUGGGACCCAACUGGUACAAGUACCUCCUCACUGUGCCCUGGAUCCCCAUCAUCCACUUCUUCGGCCUGAACGACACAGGGUCGCUCUUUGCCCUGGAGUGGUGGAUGCACUUCCCUGAUGAGGGCACCGGCGGCAAGUGCAACAAAGAGUUUUGGAGCAAGUGGGUCCCCCGGCGAGUGAAGCACAACGCCUUCGUGCUGAGCCUUUGGGCGUGCGUUUGGCUGCUGGGCACGUGGCCCUUGGGUAGGCCUCUCAGCGAGGGCUGGAGGUUCAUGUUCGCCGUGUCCUUCUUUGCCCGCAUCGGCUACUCAGCGGCCUGGAUGUUCAUCACCAACUUCACCCAUUCCUUGCCUUGGAACGAGUUCCUGGCCAACGACCCCGGCCGCACUUGGCCCGUGCUGCACAACAUGAUGGCCCUGAUCUUGGGAGGGAAGCACCGCUGGAACGAGAUGCUGUUCCAUGACGUGCACCACGCCUUCCCGAACGCGGUGGGCACUCUGAGCCAGCGGGGCCGCUUCCACGGCUGGGAGAAGGUGCACGAUGCCGCCGCGGAGGUCUUGCACCGGGGGCUGUGGAAGGCCAACGGGGACGAAGAAACGCAGAUGCAGAAAACGCAAAAGAAGCGCUCCAUGAUGAUGAAGCAGGGCAAGUGA
This is a messenger RNA of Effrenium voratum, 1020 nucleotides long. The record is from the annotation of a GenBank genome assembly. NCBI's taxonomy places the organism in Eukaryota, Dinophyceae, Suessiales, Symbiodiniaceae.